This is a messenger RNA of Aphanomyces invadans, 1480 nucleotides long. RefSeq lists its product as hypothetical. Lineage: Eukaryota; Oomycota; Saprolegniomycetes; Saprolegniales; Verrucalvaceae. Bases 9 to 1241 code for a protein of 410 amino acids. The record is from RefSeq and is a predicted model, not a curated record. The transcript has a single exon.
UCAGCAUCAUGAAGAGCGUGCGGAUGGAGUCGGCGCCGCCGUCGGCACCAGAAGACGAGGAAAUCGAAGUGUUCGACUCGUCGGCAAAGGUUCCGUUAACAGCAGACUCCCCGCCCAAGCCCAGCGACGUGUGCGACAUCGACAUAGUCGACGCGUCAAGCACUCACGAUGGCAUGGUCACAAUCGACGUGAGCGGCGACAACAGUCCCGUCAAGUCGGCGACUGCCCGUCAUCCAACGUCGGGUUUUGAAGUCACAGUGCCCAGUGGUUUAUCCUCUCCCAUUGGUCGCAAGACGGACCAAGUGCUCCGGCAACGUCGUCAGCAACACCGAAAGACUCAAAACGCACUGAUUGCCCUCUCUUCACUUACCGACCAAGGACCUGUCGAUAGCUGCAUCAACACGCUCUCCCUCGAAAUUCAAGUGGCGUUUCGAGUGAAGGUGCUGGGUAUCUUCACCUUGCACUUGUUUGCGCUGAUGCUGCUCGUAAUCAUUUUUACGUACUCGCCGUUGACGACAGAUUCGUUGGAGCGAUUUGCCCACAACGACACGGGCAUGGCGCUAGGGGGCAGCUUCGUGCUGUCCCUCGUUGUACUUUUUGUGCUCUACUUGGUCAAGUACACGUUCCCGUUCAACUUUGUCAUGCUGGCCGUCUUCACUUGCAUUGAAGCGAUCGCCGUGACUGCAUUUGGGCUGUUUUACAACACAAAAGCGUCCGUCUUGGCGGUCCUCGUGAGCUUCUUUGUCAUGCUGUUCAUGACGUUCUUCAGCACGCGCCGGCGAUUCGUGAAAAAGACGCGACAAGUUGAGCUCUGCCACAGCGUCGUUGCAGGAAUUGCGGCGUACAUGCUGGUCACGACCGUGGCGUGCAUUGCGUUUGGCGCUCGCGGUACGGGGGUCAUGUCCGGGACGACGUUUGGGCUCACCAUGCUGUUUGCGUUCCCCGUCAUCAUGUGGUUUGCGUUCGACGCGCACUGCAUGUACCAGAUCAUGACCCCCGACGAGUACAUGUCGGGCGUGAUCUUUUUUUACACGGACUUGGUCCUCUUCGUCCUUUUCGUCUUGGUCAUGAUCGUCAGUAUCGCCCUGUGCGAUGGGGGUGCCCCACUCGCAUGCUUUGGUGGAUCCUGCGGCGUGAACAUCGACCCUGUACACGACCCUUUGCCCCCCCCGUUGCCGGAAUCUGUCGACAGCCCCUCCGCUUCGGCGGCAUCGCCCAUGGGGGCUAACGAUACUGUAUAAUUCUAGUGUUUUUGCUGCCCCAUGUGACCUCGGUUGGACCUACGCUUAUUGCUCAAGAUUCAAAAUGCAGCAGCGUGUGCCCUUCCUUUGUGCGAAGGGUCGCCCAAAUCGCGUCUUCCAGGCAGCUCUAGCAGAACAUGGCGGCAGUCAACAAUCUAUACCUUCUCCCGUUGUGCAGUAUCGAAGCGACGCGUAGAUGCGCUGGCGGAGCAAUCCGUUCUUGUGGCCCACAAAAGCGC